Centruroides sculpturatus (bark scorpion) is the source of this 3066-nucleotide messenger RNA. Its product is annotated as E3 ubiquitin-protein ligase RNF220-like. Gene Ontology annotation, biological process: protein ubiquitination. NCBI's taxonomy places the organism in Eukaryota, Metazoa, Arthropoda, Arachnida, Scorpiones, Buthidae. The record is from RefSeq and is a predicted model, not a curated record. Gene Ontology annotation, molecular function: metal ion binding; ubiquitin protein ligase activity. The coding region runs from base 675 to 2492 and encodes 605 amino acids. The transcript is spliced from 16 exons.
UAAUAUUGUUUGGACCCAUAGUUCCGUGCGGUAACCACAGCUGUAAGAGAAAGGAAAUUGUUCGAUAACUGUUACGUUGUUUAUCUAUUAAAUAUCCAGUGCAUAAUCGACGAUCGAAUGAAACUAUCAACGUUUAAAGAUUUUAGAAACGGAUUAUAACAUAAAUACGUUAAAAGAUAGCAACUAAAAGCUCGGAUGACGUUGAAAAUGGAAGAAACGCAGACGACCAAGGACGGCGAACAGACGAAGGACGAGACGUCAGAUGCGCUGUAGAUAAACACGAUUAAAGACGUCUUUAGCCUUAUCGUCCGACGUCUUUGCUUCUCCUCGAUCGAAGUAUUAUUGUCUGCUGCGUCUGUUUUCAUUCAAAAGACAACCGGUCGUUAGUCGACCAAUCACGACACUCGACAGAAGCGAGGCUGAUUGGCGAUAGGGUGCAAUACUGAACUGUUCCUUAUCCUCAAACGCUAGAAGAGAACACGUGCUAACCAACCUUCCACUACACUGUCAUACAGACAUGUUUGCUUUUUUAAUAAUAAUCUCCCUUCCUCUUUCCGUUACUUAAACUAGUUUUUGGUAGUGUAAGGCGAGAAACCUGUCCGAAUGCUAAAUUAAUUUCUCUUUCGUGUUUAUUUCUUGUUUUAUUUUUAUUUAUUUUUUUUUGUGAAUAUCCGAUGUCGCAAAUGUACGACAUGACGAGUCACGGAGAUAGAUACAGAUCCAGGCCGAGUUUGAUUCCCGCUGCUCUCAAAUUUCAGGGAUUUCAGGGAUUAUGCGUAGGUGGUUUAGACAAUACCGCAUAUCUUCCAAGCACUAUGGCUUCACCUGCUCUUAUGGUCUUCGCAUCUACUGACGUUACUCAGGGAGGACUUCAUGUUCAAAGACCAUUUUCUGGUCAAGGCCUCGAUAAGGAUCUUCAUUCACCAUACACCAAUUCCAGUUCAUAUCCUGUAAGACCUAUAUUUAGUCAAAGUGAGGGUUAUCCACCCCUUCAAUCCCACGUAUAUCCUCAACUAGUCAAUACUAAUUUAGAUAGGCAAAUGGGUUUCUUAAAUCCCAGUUCAACUGGUGCUUUUAGGCCCAUGAAUACGGAGGACCAAAGCGUAAAUGGUUUCCGCGGCUCAGCAUUCAUCCCAGCCAAAUGUCUAAAACUAGAACCUACACCACCCAAUGAUUCAGUUAGUUCUGCCGGUCAACAACAUUUGACUACUCGGUAUCACAACGACGGCAAUUUCCAUAAUUUGCCAAAUCUUAGAAAUUCUCCGGUCGGAAUUAAAGAAGAAUGUAACACAGAUAAAGACUCAAAUACUACCAGUCCGGAAGUAGGAGAACGGCUGACCGAUACACCGGUUAUAGAUUCGGACACUACCGAAAGAACCACUCCGGAAGAAGGAAGAAUUUUAAGAAAAAUCAAAAAACGUGGCCCUUUUGAUGGUAAAUCACCAUGCUGUCCAAUAUGUGGAUUGACUAUACGCCAGCCAGAAUUAGCUGCCCAUUUUGAACAUGAAUUAGAUAAACUUGGAAAAAUUAACAAAACUAAACGACCAUCGAGGGAAAGCACACCUCAGAGUAGGUCAACACCUUCUAUACCAGGAAAUAAAAAAAAGGAACUUGGAAAUGACAAAGGAACUCCUGAAGUUCGAUGGGAGACAUAUCAACGUGUAAAGUCCAACCGGCAGAACAGGCUGAAUGCGUCGUCAUCACCAAUAUGUGCAGCUCGAAAAGGAAAGAAAAAAAGACCUAUGGAAGAAACAUGUUCUGUAUGCAAUGAACGAUUAUCUGGUACUUCAGAAGAAAUAAAUAAUCAUAUAGAAUCAUGUUUAAGAAAAAAAGAAACUGAAUCAGAUGAAGAAAAUGUUGAUGUAGAAGAUGAGUUUUAUGAAGAAUAUGAAUGGGCAGGUCAAACUCGAAUUAGAGCAACAUCACUUUUACAUGGAAGAUUUUCAGCAUCUGGCUAUCAGGUUGGUAAACAUGAUGACGAUGAUGAUGAUCAAGAUUUAAAUGUAGAUGGAGAUGACACUGUAACUUAUGGUCAAGCCCAAUAUACUGAAGCUGAUGUAAUCCCAUGUACUUCUGAUGAACCUCUAGAAAAUAAAGAAAGACAGGAAUUAAGGAAGGCUUUAUUAAUGAAUGAAACUCCAAACCAACAAAGAUUGUUGCAAUCUAGUAAAUGGAACAUGGAAAAUGAUGAUGGUAUUGAUGAGAAAGAAGUGAGUGCAGAUAAUCAUGUUGACAGUGAAAAUGAUGAUACAUCAGAGCAAGUUAUUACUUCUUUGAAAGAAAAAAUCAAAGAAUUAGAAGAACAGCAAAAAGUAGGAGAGAAAAUGAAGUGCCUGAUAUGUAUGGAUUCUUAUACAAAACCUGCUGUAUCUGUCUGUUGUUGGCAUGUUCAUUGUGAAGAAUGCUGGCUUCGAACCUUGGGUACAAAAAAACUUUGCCCUCAAUGCAAUGCCAUUACUUCUCCUGGAGAUCUUCGGAGAAUAUAUUUAUGAUUAAUUUUAUAUAUAUUUUAAUUAUAUUCCAUUUAUUUAAUAACUGUUAAAAAAAUAGGACAAGAAUAAAAGUUUUCUAAAUGAUUCUUUGAUAGAUAUACAAGAAAGAUAUAAAGAAAAGGCUUAUUUACAUAGGUCCAUGCAUAUGUAUACACUGCAUGAAUAAAAUUUUAUGUAUAUUGUGAUUAUGUAUAGAACAGUGCUAUGAAUGUUUUAAUAAUUAAAAAAGGGUAAUCAUAUUCAUAAUUUCAUUUUUGAUAACACUGCCAUUAUAGUGCAUUUUAAAACAGGCUUUAUAAACCUGCUUUAAAAUGAAUUCUUAUUUGGUCUUUUUUUAGAUAUAAAAUUAGACCAGUAAUUGAAUAAAUUUGCUUGCAUCUAUAUUUUAACAGGAAAAGUAAUUGAAGACUUCAUGUAUUAAAUUGUUGUUUCCAUGUUGAUGUACAGUGUAUUUUACACAUGUAUGUAGAGAAGUGAUUGUUUCUUAUCAUCAUGAUUUGUCAAAUAUUAAACAAUUGAUAGUCCUUAUCACCAAUAUUUUUAUGUUUAUAUUAUUUCUGGCAAAAUUUUCAAA